AUGGCCCAGUGGGGUCCUGAUGCCGUCCCACCCUGUGAGCUCAGGAGAGAGAAUCAGCUGGGCGGACUCUUUGUGAGUGGCUGCCCUCUGCCCGACGCCAAGAGGAGGAAGAUUGUGGAACUGGCUCUGUGUGGGCUGCGGGCUGUUGACAUCUCACACCAACUGAAGGUCUCCAAUGGGUCUGUCAGCAAGAUUCUCACCCGCUACUACAAGGUGGGUGUUGUCCAUCCAAAGACAAGAGGGGGCAGCCGGCCCCGGAUCGCCACUCCUUGGCUGGUAGCUGGGAUUGCCCAGCUGAAGCGGGAGCAGCCGUCUCUCUUUGCCUGGGAGAUCAGGGAAAAGCUGGAGGCAGCAGGCAUCUGCCCUACAAGUGGGAUACCCAGUGUCUCUUCCAUCAACCGCAUCCUGAGACGCCUGGAAGCUCCAGAUGGGCCCCCCUUCCUGAAGAAGCCCCCACAGCCAGGAGAAGGGAAGAGGGGGGGUCCUGCAGAGGCUCCUACUUCCCCAGCCUCCUCCCGGACAGCGGGGGCAGCUGGGCCGCCCAGAACUCAGAGCAGGACCGUCUUCUCUAAGGAGCAGCUGGAGGCCUUGGAGAGCGCUUUCCAGAGAAGCCAAUACCUGGAAGCAGCAGCCUGGGCAGAACUGGCCGGGCAGACUAGACUGCCUGAAGCCACCCUGAGGGUUUGGUUCUCCAAUCGGAGAGCGAGAUGGCGACGGGAAGCCCCUUGGGCACAGCACGCCGGCUCUGGGCUGGCACCUGCAACCCCAGACAGCACUCAAGCUGGGGCCCAGAGGCAGCCUGGCGUCAGCCUGCCUGAAGACCUGGGCUGGGAAGUGCAAGGGCCCUUUCCCUUGGGGCCCCUCGGGGCCUCUCAGAGUGGCCCUGCUUCCCAGGCAGAGCAACUGGCCUGGUUUGGAUUCAUUCACAGCUGCCUGGAAGCCCCCCUUCCUCCCGACCAUUUGAACCCAGACCAGAGACCUCUGCCCUCUUCCCAAUGUCAGGAGGCAAAGGAGAAAAUGUAA
Messenger RNA from Crotalus tigris (Tiger rattlesnake), 1023 nucleotides. It is a transcript of the gene PAX4, whose product is annotated as paired box 4. The transcript has 8 exons. The coding region runs from base 1 to 1023 and encodes 340 amino acids. The record is from RefSeq and is a predicted model, not a curated record. Lineage: Eukaryota; Metazoa; Chordata; Lepidosauria; Squamata; Viperidae. Gene Ontology annotation, molecular function: DNA-binding transcription factor activity, RNA polymerase II-specific; RNA polymerase II cis-regulatory region sequence-specific DNA binding. Gene Ontology annotation, biological process: regulation of transcription by RNA polymerase II; anatomical structure development.